Messenger RNA from Ylistrum balloti, 945 nucleotides. Its product is annotated as spermatogenesis-associated serine-rich protein 1-like. Bases 46 to 816 code for a protein of 256 amino acids. The transcript is spliced from 7 exons. NCBI's taxonomy places the organism in Eukaryota, Metazoa, Mollusca, Bivalvia, Pectinida, Pectinidae. The record is from RefSeq and is a predicted model, not a curated record.
GUAUAAUACAUAGAUUAAAGCAGUGGAAAAUUCUAAAGCGGCAAUAUGCUACAUGUAACAACGGAGAUAGGGAAACCUGGCAAACGCGAGAGGGAACGGAGGCAUUUUCCACACAUAAAUAACAAUGCCAGUACACCAUCUUAUCGAGCCAGAGGACGUAGAUAUAUACCACAUGGAUAUGGAUUUUAUGGUGAAUGGACACCUCAUCCUCAGAAUAUACAAAUCCAAUAUUCAGAAAAUGGACCAGACUGGAAAUCCAAACUGAAAUACAUUCCUGAUCCAGAACACCCUGAAUACCCGGCCGCAGAAAUAUUUCCAAAUAACUGGAAGGCUAUGAGACCAUAUCCAUUUACAUACAAACGCACAAAUAAGGAAUGGCUCCUUGAUCCUGGGCUGACUAAGGUUGGUCUGAGAUGCAGUUUUGAAGGUGUCCAUAAAGCUACGGAUGUUUCUUCCGAUGAAAUCACGCAUAAAAUGCUGUUUGGAAGAGGAAGAAAUGAGACAAUCAUAGAUAAAAGGAAUGGAAUACCUUAUGCAUCAGAAGGAGACAAAACUUACCAGGCAGUAGAGUACUCACCAGGAUUCCACAGGACAGGAUCCACUCGUCCAUUACCAGAAUUCGGUGCUAACUUCAAACGUGCUACUGCGGAUACAUUUAUUCCACUACAAAAGUUGCCGGUUAUACACAGGGACAAUUAUCGUCAAAAUGAAAGGAGACUUCAACGAGACGAAGAUAUCUCUACCGUCAAAGGACUGGACUCUUGGAAACCAGCGACUCCACUGCAUAUGACGCUACCUCAAGAGGAUAAAAAGUAGAAACGAUAAAUUUUACUCCAUGGUAUCUGAAUUGCAGUAGUUACGCACUGCGUUCCUAUUGGUCCUUUAAUGUUCCAAUUCUGUCAUUUCCAAGCGAAUAUGCAAGGGCUACAUAUAGAAAUACUAUGA